UAGAGCUCAGGCCAUGAACUUAGGAGAUGGUUUAAAGCUUGAAACUGAAUUACUGGAUGGAAAAACCAAGUUAAUAUUGUCUCCAUAUGAAUGUAAAUCAAAAAAUUCUGUGAAGAUGAGAAAUAAGACCAAGAUUGCAAAAUGUCCAUUAAGAACAAAACAGACUGGAUACAUUUUAAAAUCAACACAAAAUACUUGUAUCAGGAGUGGAAAACUUUUGCAAAAGAAGAGAAUGGGUUCAGAAACUUCACAGGCAAAAGGUGAAGAAAAUAGUAUGGCUUUUUCACCUACUAAGGAUUUAUGCAAGCAGUAUGUAGAUAAAGACUGUUUUUAUGUCCAGAAAGAGAUUUCACCUGCAACCCCCAAAAUACAGAAGACUAGAAACACCGUAAAUACACCUGUAGUAUCUAAAGAGAAGCUUUGCCAAAAACACAUCACAGCUGAAAAUAUGAAGAGAAGUUUGGUGUGUCUAACACAAGACCAACUACAACAGAUUUUGAUGACUGUGAACCAAGGGAAUAGAUGUGUUUCCCUGAUUGAAAAUGGAAAGGAGGAAACAUGUCAGGGGAGUCUACAUUUAAACAAUAUUUCUAAUCAGCCAAAGGAUGAGAAUGCUAUGGGAGUACUCCAAAAAACCGAGGCUCUUUCAUCUGUCCUAGAUGAAAAUAAAUCUGUUAAUCAAGAGACAUCUAAGCAGAAUGAACGGAAAAUUGCCAUAGAGAAUGUAUGGAAACCAGGCGACAUAUUCAGUACUCUGGGAGAAAGAGAACGUGAUAGAAAUUUGUUGGAAGCAAAAAAAGCCCAAUGGAGGAAAGAGCUUGAUGAACAGGUUGCUUUAAAGAAGAAAGAAAAAGAAGCUUCUGAAAAAUGGAACAAUCCUUGGAAAAAAUUUGAAAAUGAUAAAUUAGUAUGGGAAAAAUGUCAAGUUCUUGACCAAUCUAAGACUUGUGCUAGCUCUUCCAGCAUUCUGUCACAGUCUCCCCAUCAGGUAACAGUGGUCCAGGCUGAUGGGCACCCACUACUUAGAGCUGGUCAAAUUUUAGAGGAAGCAGUACCACUGGAGUAUCCUUUCAGUGCUAUGAAACAAGAACAGCAGAAAAAAUGGACUGAAGAUUUGAACAAACAAAUAGAAGAUGAUCGGCAAAGAAAAAUAGAGGAAAAAAUUACAUCUCCAAAGGGUGAGGAACAUGACAGAUGGGCAAUGCAUUUUGAUUCAUUAAAGAACUAUCCUGCUUCUCAGUCUCAACUCUCCUCUCGGUCAACAUACAACCAACCAGAGUACUUCUGUGUCUCUCCGGACACUCAGGAACUGGCUGAUAUCAGCAGUGUUUAUACACCUAUGACUGGAAGCCAGGUUGAACCUUCAGAGGAGGAGCAUAUAGCAAAACCUCUUAGAGUUACAGCUAUGGCAAACAGUCAGAAAACAAACUUUCUCCGUUCUAUGACUGCCCUCUUGGACCCAGCUCAGAUUGAAGAACGUGACAGGCGACGACAAAAACAGUUAGAACAUCAGAAAGCUAUCACUGCUCAGGUAGAGGAGAAACGCAGGAAGAAGCAGCUGGAAGAACAGCAAAGAAAGAAGGAAGAACAAGAAGAGGAGCGUCGUCUAGCACGGGAACGAGAAGAGAUGCAGAAGCAGUAUGAAGAAGACCUACUUAAGCAAAAACAAAAGGAAGAAAUCAUGACUCUCAAGACAAAUGAGCUAUUCCAGACAAUGCAAAGAGCACAAGAGCUAGCACAAAGACUGAAGCAAGAACAGAGAAUCCGAGAAUUGGCUCAAAAGGGACAUGACACUUCUGGAUUGAUUAAAAAUCUUGGCG
Messenger RNA from Hyaena hyaena (striped hyena), 1820 nucleotides. RefSeq names its product coiled-coil domain-containing protein 66-like. Gene Ontology annotation, molecular function: microtubule binding. NCBI's taxonomy places the organism in Eukaryota, Metazoa, Chordata, Mammalia, Carnivora, Hyaenidae. The transcript is spliced from 13 exons. Gene Ontology annotation, biological process: cilium assembly. The annotation marks the transcript as partial. Gene Ontology annotation, cellular component: photoreceptor inner segment; cilium; microtubule. The record is from RefSeq and is a predicted model, not a curated record.